This is a messenger RNA of Fomitiporia mediterranea MF3/22, 3951 nucleotides long. Its product is annotated as Dbl domain-containing protein. Gene Ontology annotation, biological process: intracellular signal transduction. Lineage: Eukaryota; Fungi; Basidiomycota; Agaricomycetes; Hymenochaetales; Hymenochaetaceae. Gene Ontology annotation, molecular function: guanyl-nucleotide exchange factor activity. The transcript is spliced from 20 exons. Bases 1 to 3951 code for a protein of 1316 amino acids. The record is from RefSeq and is a predicted model, not a curated record.
AUGACGCAUGCAGCCGUCAACAGAGGUGCUUCCAUUACCUCGUUUCAAUCAUUGGGCUCCGGCGGUUCGGCAACCUCUCGUUAUGAAGAUGUUAUCUAUGACAAUGUCUACCGACAAACGAGCGCGAGUGCUGGUGCUGGAAGCAGCCGCAUCGAUCGACAUUACCAGCGGAACCAACGAGAGCGUGUUAUUGACGAUAUCAAACGUCAGUUGGCUCUGCAUGAGGACUACGAGAGCGAAGAAGACUUCGAUGAAGAAGAGGAGGACAGGUUCGUGAAUCUUGCAUUGCUUUCCCACAUUGCUGUGCGUUUGCGGGACAAAGUACCACGAGGGACACAUGUUAAGGGUGGUAUCCCAUAUCCGCGUGCAUUUACAGGAAGGGACAUAGUGUCAACGAUUCAAGCGCAGAUACAGCGCGAACUUCUGAACAUGCACGUCUCUUCAAGUGAUCGUCGCCUUGCUCUCCACCUUGCACGCAGUCUACAGAAUCAACUUUUCUUCUACGAAGUGGAAUGGGGCGGACGCGUGCUACAAGACGGUGUUGAAGACGUGUACAUGUUCCUUGAUGACCAGGAAGGCGGUUCGGAUAUGCGUAAUCGGGAGGUGGAAGAACUUCCGACUGGUGUAUUUACGCCAUUGACGAAGUGCUAUUCACCGAGCUGCAUGGAUGGAAUGCCAUACGCGUGUUCGUCUUACAGCUGUCCGCGAAGGAGAGGACUUGUCCGUGAAACAACGAUUCUUCCGGAAACGACAAAAGAGCCUAAAAGGAAAGACUGGGCUGAAUUGAUCGACAAAUCAAUUCUAAAAUCUCUGCCUGAGAGCGAGAAGAAUCGCCAAACUAUUAUCCACAAAGCUAUUGAUAAGGAGGAGCUCUACGUACAAGACCUUGAUUUAAUUGAAAACCUUUUCAUGAAACCACUUCGCUUGGCCGAACCUCCUAUCAUUCCUCUUACUGAGAUCGACAGUUUCAUGGAAGAUGUGUUCCAUAACAUUCUCGAUAUCCGUGAUGUCAACCGUCGUUUGUUAGAAGUCAUGGAAGUCAGACAGCGCGAACAAUAUCCUCUCAUUCAGCGUAUCGGCGACGUCUUUCUUACGGCCGCUACGGACUUUCGGGUCGUGUAUGCGGAAUACGUAGGCAACCUUCCGGUUGCGGAAAAGCGCCUGAAGGAUGAAAUGGAACAGAAUCCUGAACUGAGACGUUUCUUGGAGCGUUGCCUGCGUGCCCAAGAGUCGCGAAGGCUCGAUCUCAAGCACUUCCUUCAGAGGCCGUCGGAGCAGUUACAAAAAUAUCCGGUCGUCCUAGAAGCCAUUUACAACGAGACAGCGGAGGGCAACCCGGAUGCAGAUUUCUUGCUCGAAGCCAUCCAAGCGAUCAAACAAUUACAAUUAGUGGCACAACUGCGCACAUUCCAGGCUGCCAUGGGGAAGGGUCCAACUGCAAAUAUUGACUAUGCUACGCUGGUCCCAGAGGAAGCUAAAAAUGCUAUGUCUAAGCAGGAGAUGAAGCGUCAGGCGAUCAUCUUCGAGCUAAUCCAAGGAGAAAUGAUGUACGUGAAGGAUUUGGAAUCAAUUGGGACGAUGUAUGUUCAACCAUUGAAGAACGCAGACCCUCCGAUCAUUCCGCAUGAUCGGUUAUCGAGUUUCUUGCACGAUGCAUACCAUAACUAUGCGGAGCUUUACCAUCUCCACCGGCAACUACUGAACAAACUUCACGAAAUCCAGCGUGACGAGCAUCCAGUAAUACGCACCAUCACUGCGCCUGUUCUUGAUGCCGCGCUGAACUUCCGCGACGCAUAUAUGCAUUAUAUACCCAACAAUCCUAUCGCCCAUUACAGGAUUGACGAAGAAAUGCAAACCAAUCCUGCUUUCAAAGCAUUUGCUGACGCCACCAUCAGAAAUCCAGAUUCUCGCAGACUGGACAUGAAGAACUUUGUUCAUCGUCCAGUAGCUCGAUUGGCGCGUUACGAACUACUCCUGGGAACUAUACUGAAGGAGACACCACCUAACCAUGAGGAUCGCGAAACUAUUCCGCAGACACUGGAGGUCUUGAAGUCACUGCUUAAAGAAACGAACACUGGAGUCAAGUCUGCAAAUGAGAGAGUUGAGAUUUGGCGCUACAAUCAAAACUUGGUCUUCAAGCCUGGGGAGGCAAUUGAUAUGGACUUGCUUGAUGAGAAUCGCUCCCUCAUUUACACAGGUAAACUCCUACGCCAGCCUGACACAGGCUUCGAAUGGAGUGGGUGGACCGAGCUCUUUGUUCUCCUCUUCGACAAUUACCUUGUUAUGACCAAACCAAAAGACAAAGACGGAAUCACGAAAUAUCACGUCAACCGCAGGCCUAUUCCUCUGGAUCUACUAACGUUGGUGAAUUUCACGGACCCACCUCAGCAACGGAGCAAGGGCAUUCUUGGCGGUUUGCGCGGAGGUGAUCGCAGUGGUGGUGGUAGUGGAACACCAGAUGUACCUGCAGUAAAUGGUUCUGCCACGGUCGACGGACCAACAAGUGACGCUCGAUCGGUCUACCCUUGCACCAUCCAUCACAACGGAAGGCUCGGUGGUCUUUGGACUGUUUACGCUGAGACCGCUCAAGCCCGUGCAGAGUGGAAGCAGAAGCUUGAUGAAGCUAUUGUCCUUCGGAAAGUUGUCACGGAUGCGAAUAAAGUCUUUGAGAUUGAAACGCUUAGCUCGGAGACGUUCCUUGUGCCGUCUAUGCAUGCUGCUCAGCAACCUUCCUCAUGGAAUGAUGAGCAUGUGUUUACCGGUAAAGUUACGUGCUCGGUGCCAUUCUCAACUCCUGAUGGUCGAGGUUUGGUUGCUAUUGGUUGCGCCGAGGGUGUCUGGAUUGGUCUCCGCCAUGACCCAAAAUCUAUGCGGCGCGUAUUGCAUUUGAAGAUGGUCACUCAGUGCGCCAUGUUGGAGGACUUCGGAAUAUUCUUGGUCCUAGCUGAUAAGGCACUAUUCGCUUAUCAUAUUGAAGCACUUGUACCAUCUUCACCCCCCAAUGCAAAUGCUUCGCGUACACCGCAGAAGCUAAACGGGAAUAAAGAUGUUCAAUUCUUUACUGUUGGCACACUCGGUGGACGCACCCUUGUCAUCUAUAUGAAGAAGAAAGGACUUGACAGCGUGUUCCGUGUGCUGGAGCCAGUCAUUGGCAAGAUCAAUGAAAAGGCGAAAGCUCCUGGAGGAUUGAGUCGCUUCGGCUUCGGUUCACAGCGAUCGGAGUGGUUCCGUAUCUUCAGGGACUUCUUCCUGCCAUCUGAGUCCUACGAUCUUAUCUUCCUCAAGGCAAAGAUCGCCAUUCUGUGCUCAAAGGGCUUCGAAAUCAUGGAUCUCACUGACUUUAAGAGUGUUACUAUCCCUCAACGUGACGAUCCUCGCCUUGCUGCACUGACGAAGCGGUGCGAAUCUUGCAAGCCCAUGGGCAUGUUCAGAUCAAGCGAGAAUGAGUUCCUCCUUUGUUAUGAUGAAUUCGGUCUGUAUGUCGAUCGACACGGUGAUCCCAGUCGAUCAGUGGGAACGAUCGAGUGGGAAGGCACCGCUGAGCGAGUUGCCUGGCAUCCACCAUACGUUCUUCUCUUCGACAGCCGCUUUAUCGAAAUUCGACAUGUCGAGACAGGCCGAUUGGCGCAAAUUAUUCCGGGUAAUGAUAUCCGCUGUAUAUGGGAUGGCCGAGGGUCGAACGUACCACCAGUCGGGACACCUGGGCCUGAUGGCUGGGGAGAAGCUGGUCCUCAGGAGGCUCGCAUACAUGCUGUUAUGCAGGCUUCUGAACCGACGGGUAAUGGUGCACGACCUUCACGCGCUGUUGCUCAGCACGUCUUCCAGCUUGUCCCUACGAUUCCGUUAUACCUCCCUGGAUCCCUCUCCUCUCCGUCAAACUCGACGUACUUCCCUCAAUCAACUUCACCUCCGCACUCGCCGUCGCUCACUCCACGGCACUCGUGGAGGUGA